Molecule: messenger RNA, 1603 nt
Organism: Paramecium tetraurelia
Lineage: Eukaryota; Ciliophora; Oligohymenophorea; Peniculida; Parameciidae
Exons: 6
Source: RefSeq, a predicted model, not a curated record
AUGGAUGUUUCUAUACAAAAUUAAGUCUAGCUUAAUUAGAUACUUGAAAGGAUACGAAACUACUUAAGCAAAGCAUCUAAACAAGGUUAAAAUCCUAGUUAUGAGAAUAUGAACUCAGAGUAGUUAAUGCAGGCCUUCUUUGAAAUAUAUUUUUAGAAAUAAUAGGAACAUUAGUAACUAAGGAACAAUUUAAAGGGGAAUUAAGUGGGCAAUCAAAUAAAUGAGUUAGAGUAUAAGAUACAUUGCUUGUAAGACAAUAUAAGUAGCAUACAUAAAUAGAGGGAUAAACUUAAUGAAGACAUCAUAUCGAAAGAAAAUGAAUUGAAUUUAAUCGAUAAGCAAAUGAAGUCUAUAAAGAUUUCAAGUCCUGUGAAUCAGCAAUUUUAGGAAUUGAUAGAAGGUAUAACGAUGUGUAAGGAGAAGUGUGAUUAUUUGGAAGAAGAGAAUCAGGAUUUCAAAAAAAUCUUAAUAUAUGAGAUGAAGAAAAAUAGUGAGUUAAAACAACACUAUUAAAACGUGAGAGAGAGAUAUGAUUAGAAUCUGAUCAAGUUGCAGACUCUAGAAUAGAAGGGAUUGGAGAUCAAUUAGAGGAUGAUGAAGUAAUUGAAAAUCAUAAAUGACUUGCGGUUUUUCAUAAAAAGUCAAAGGAAUGAUGCUUUUUAAUAGAUAACUCCAAGAAAGAGAACAUUUAAUGAUCAAUUUAUGAGUGCUUAAUAUUCACUGGAAGACACACGAAUCAUUCAAUAAUUUCGAUUCAUUGAAGUUGUGUUUAUAAAUAUCAAGUUAAUUGUGAUAUCCUUAAAGAAUAAUCUCGCAUAAACAAACAAUAAAGAUUAGAGUGAAAGUGAAAAAUCAUUUAAUCCUGAAUAAAAGAGCAGUAAUAAUUCAAAUGACAAAUUGUUGGUCUCUAGUACCCUGAGAUAUAAGACUCACCAGAACUUGGGAUCAUCCAGAUUGAAAUAGAGAUUAAUUUCAAAUCCCUCUGAAACUAACAAAGCAUUUUCUGAAUUGGAUGAGGUAGAGGAAGACUUAGAUAGUGAUCAUAAGGCUGCUUUAAUUACUGAUGGCAUGUAUGUGGAAGAAGAAAUGUCACAAAGGUAGCCAUGGUAUUACAGAUCAGCGUUGCCGUAGCAAUUAAGCAAUAAGACUGAAUCUAAGAAUUGGGAGUUUGGAAGUGAGAAAAAAAGAUUUAAAAGCAAACCAUCUUUCGCUUCUUUUACAUCGAAUUCCAGUUGUCUGAAAGGAUGCACUAUGACUCUGAAAGAAGAUUUCUAGAAUAUUCAACAAUCUCAACCAAGUGAACGCGUAGUUGAAGACGAUGAAUUGAAAGAAAAGGAUACUGAAGUCAAUAAUAGUUAUGAAAUCGCUUAAUUAGUUCAAUAGGAGUAGAUCAUCUCAGAUUCUACUAUUCUAAUAAACAGAAAACACAGAUCUGUUAUAUAUGCAAAUUCUAAUUAGAAAGAUAAGAAGAGUAGUGUUAUUACAUUUAUUGGAGUAACUAUUUGUUCUAUCGGUGUUCUAUGUUGGGGGGCUAAGAAAUUAUAUGAAAAGUACUGUUGAUUACAAUGUUUUAUUAUUUCGAUUAAUGAAUUUAAGUUAUUAA